Molecule: messenger RNA, 3556 nt
Organism: Pogoniulus pusillus (Red-fronted tinkerbird)
Lineage: Eukaryota; Metazoa; Chordata; Aves; Piciformes; Lybiidae
Gene: C39H1orf116
Product: chromosome 39 C1orf116 homolog
Exons: 3
Coding region: 10-1500 (496 amino acids)
Cellular component (GO): cytoplasm
Source: RefSeq, a predicted model, not a curated record
GGCUGUGAUAUGCCCAAGAAGGAGCUGGGGAUGGCUGGCUGCAACUCUGGCAGCUGUGACAGCAUGGUCAGCACAGCUUCCAACCACUCACAGCGUAGUGAUAACAGCUAUGACUACUUGUCUGUGGAAGAGAAAGAGUGUUUGAUGUUCCUAGAAGAAACCAUUGGCUCACUGGAUGCAGAAGCAGACAGUGGAGUCUCCACUGAUGAGACUGACUACGUGGAGCCCUCCGAGCUGCCUGGGAUGUGGCGUAAGAGAGAUUCCAGUGCCCAGGAUUUGGAAAACGGGGCCCCUCUUCCCCCUGUAGGUCACAAACACGCAGCUGAUCAGAGAAGCAGUAAGAACAUCUCUGCCUCCUCCAGCCCAGCUGCAGCAGCAGCUCCAAGCCCAGCUCACCGCAGCCUUCCAAGGAGCAUCGCUGUAGCAAACGGAGCUUCUGACAGCCAAGCGACUGUGCACACGGUGGAGGAGGAGGCAGUGCCAGGGGAGAAAGCUUCCCAGGUGGCCAAGGAGGACAGGCUCGACCAAGCCAACACAAGGAGCCAGCUGAAGUCCCUGGGGACUUUGAUUAUCCAACCCCCAGCUCCCUUCCAGGAUGAGCUGGUGAGCCACGAGUGGUCCCGGACCAGUCGCUCGGGUGCCAAGAGGGAAACAGCCACAGAGACCAAGAGCUGGACUGCCUGGGGCCAGGCAGAGAAAGCCACAUCAGAAGCAGCUCCUCAGGACCACGAUGCCAAGCGUGGGCCUCCAACUGCCCCCAAGCCACGCAAACUGCCACCUAACAUCGUCCUGAAGACCAGCAGACCCAGCUCAGUGCCGCUGGCUGCAGAGCCCAGCCAGAGGACCAAAGCAGCUCCUCCACCCGCGGCCACCUCUCAGCCCAGCCCUGCUGCUGAUGCUGCUGCUGCUGACAAGCUGAACUCGGGGCACCUGGACCCCAAGGACAGGGAGAAAGCCCAUCGGGAGGCACUGCAGAAGCUUGGGCUGUCACAGGACGGGAGGGAGCCCAGCAGCCACCUCCAGCCUAACCCCCAGCCCCCCACCCAUCCCCAUCCCAGGGAGAUGCCCUUCCCCAGCGCUGGGGAGCCAGAGGCAGGCUGUGGGGCAGCAGAGAGGUCGGUGCCAGGCGUCCGACAGAUGACCUUCAAAUCCAACACCCUGGAGCGCUCCGGCGUGGGGCUGAGCAGCUACAUGGCCAGCACCAAGGAGCAGAACGCCAAGACCAGCAGCUCCUUGGGCAAGAUGUCCUUCAUCGAGCGGCUCGCCCCCAGCUUCCUCCGCAGCAGCCGGCCCCGGCCGGUGUCGCUGGGAGCGGGGAAGGACUUCGCGGCUCUGAAGGAGCAGGCGGAGCAGGAGAAGAGCAGCAAGCGGCGAUCCCAUCCUCUGCAGAGCUUCCCCAGGCCGCCUCGCUCCUGCGUCAGCGUCAAGAUCUCCCCCAAGGGCUCGACCGACGAGAACCGGCGAGAGGCGCUGAAGAAGCUCGGUCUGCUGAAGGAGUAGCUCGGGAGGCCGGGGAGGGGGCUGCUGCCAAAGGACCUGCUCCUACCCCACCGCCUUCGCUGGCCGCCCCUGGACAGCGCAGCCCUCGGCGGCUUCUGCAGCCACCUCCCGCCCCAGCGCCUCGGGAAGGCAUCUCCGAGAGGCAGUCGGAGCUCGGAGCAGGCUGGGUACCACCGGGAGCAGGUACUCUGCAGGCAGCGAGCGGGGAGGAGCUGUUCGGCACUCAGCUGGCGGCUGGGGGACGUUCUCCUGCGAGGUCCUUCAUGCAUCUGGGGGUUCAUCUCAAGAGGGAAGCUGCGGGCUUGGGGCUUGGGCUUACUUUAAAAGGGUUCUCCUUGCGGGUGAAGCCUCUCCGGGGAGGACUGCAGGACUCUGCUGCUCCUUUACUGUUUGAUGGUUUGGUUUUGUUAAUUUCAUCAAUGCUUCUGAGGCCUCAGCACUCUGCAAACGCCUCCUAAAGAGCCACCACUGCCACAAACUCUCAGCCCAGGGGGCUCAGCAAUGCUCUCUCACGCAUGGAUGUGGGUCCAGGAGCCAUGCAAGGCCUGGGUGGCUGCACAGACAUCCCACUGCCUCCUCACCAAGACUGCUCUCUCACCCAGCCCCAACAACUUGGAUAUUCCACUUGGAAGGUGCACAACCAUCCACGGUCACCCUGGUGGGACAGUUCAGCAUCCACAAACCAAGUGCUGGUGGCAGAAGCAGAAGUGCUGCCCGAAACAAGAGAGGUGGGGGUUGGAGUCAUCAUUUCAUUCCCUCUCAAAGUCUUCCUGCAGCUUUUUAGCCUCAGGUGAUGCUGCCAAGGUUUGUGCUGCACCUUCCCUGGCAAAGGUGGUUUGGGUCUGUCUCUAAUCAACUUGUCUGUGAGCAGAAAAUGCUGGUGAGGACAGAUCUGGGUUGGAGUCAAAGCUCUGGUAGAGCUAAUUAAUGAAUCUGAAUCUUCAGCACGUCUUGACUGCAACCCAGUGUGGCUCAGACAGCAGCCAAACAUUGCAAAUGACAGAAGGGUUUGGCUUGGAAGGGACUUUAAAGAUCAUCCAGCUCCAGCCCCCCUGCUGUGGGGGCAUCUAAAUGAUGAGGUUUGAACCAGAGGCUUGGGCUUCCUGCCACCCAGGGUCCACACAAGGUGGGAUGAGGUAAAAUCCAGUAGGAUUGGGGUCAUGGGGGCAGGUACCCCUGGAGAAUUAGACAAACACUGGAUGAGGUGGUUGAAUCCCUGUCCCUAGAGGUGUCUAGAAGCCAUUUAGGUGUGGUGCUGAGGGACAUGGUUUGGUCCCAGCCUUGGUGGAGUUAAGAGAAUGAUUGGACUUGAGGAUAAGCUGAGGGAAGCUGGGACUGUUCAGCCUGGAGAAGAGAAGGCUCCAGGGAGACCUUAGAGCUGCUUUGCAGUAGCUGAAGGGAUCCUACAGGAAGGCUGCAGAGGGACUUUUCCUAUGGGUGUCUAGAGACAGGAUGAGAGGUUUGAAGCUGAGACAGAGCAGGGUCAGACUGGAGCUGAGGAAGAAGUUCUUCCAUGGAGGGUGGUGAGGCUCUGGAACAGGUUACCCUGGGAGGUUGUGGCUGCCUCCUCCCUAGGGGUAUUCAAAGCCAGGUUGGAUGAGACCUUGAGCAGCUGAGUCCAGUUGAGAGGUGUCCCUGCCCUCAGUGGGGAGGUUGGAGCAGAUGAUCUCUGAGGUCCCUUCCAACCUGAGCCAUUCUGUGAUCUUAAAGGUCUUUUCCAAUCCAACCAACCACACAGAUGCAAAAGCCUUCCACUGCGCUGCCAAACUGGGAUGGCUGAGAUGGGACCUGCCACUGCUCCAGUCAAUUCCUUCCACCCUGCACCAUCUCCUGGGGCUGUGGGACACCUCCCACAGCAGCAAGUUAGCUGGGAAGCUGCACUGACAGCUUAGCUUGAAAGGAUCCUUUUAUUCCUUUCACCAAAUAAACAUAGAGAUAAAUAAACUGUUCCUGCAGUUCUGGCUUUCAGUGCUGGACAUCCAGAGAGCCUCUGCCCUUGCCCCUUCAGUGUUUGACAUCCAGAGAGCCUCUGCCCUUGCUCCUUCAGUGCUGGACA